Messenger RNA from Amaranthus tricolor (Joseph's coat), 1666 nucleotides. Its product is annotated as alcohol dehydrogenase-like 6. Gene Ontology annotation, cellular component: cytosol. The transcript has 10 exons. NCBI's taxonomy places the organism in Eukaryota, Viridiplantae, Streptophyta, Magnoliopsida, Caryophyllales, Amaranthaceae. The record is from RefSeq and is a predicted model, not a curated record. Gene Ontology annotation, molecular function: zinc ion binding; S-(hydroxymethyl)glutathione dehydrogenase [NAD(P)+] activity. The coding region runs from base 243 to 1388 and encodes 381 amino acids. Gene Ontology annotation, biological process: formaldehyde catabolic process.
CAAUUAAUGAACAGUAAUAAAAGGAGAAAGCAAUCAAACAUUUAAAAAUAGAGUUCUUCCAAAAAAAAAUAUUUUUAAUGGUGUUCAAAAAUGUUGGUGUGGUAGGUAGAUGAACAGGAUUUAUGAGUGGGAAUGAUGACAGACAGCACAACAAUUAGCGCGAGAUCACCUACUCUGCGAUUUGAACAGUAUAUUGACUUUCUAAUCAUCUGCGAUUUUCAACUAUUUCAUCUUCAAUUGUUAUGGAUUCAUCAUCUCAUACUCAGUCUCAGAUUAUUACCUGCAAAGCUGCUGUGGCAUGGGGACCUGGUCAAGAUUUGGUAAUGGAAGAUGUUGAACUUAGUCCACCACAAUCCAUGGAAAUUCGGAUCAAAGUUGUUUGUACUUCUCUUUGUCGUAGUGAUCUUUCCGCUUGGCAAUCACAAUCUCAGGAACUCUUCCCUCGGAUUUUUGGCCAUGAAGCAUCUGGAAUUGUUGAGAGUGUGGGGGAAGGAGUGACAGAAUUCCAAGAGGGUGAUCAUGUGCUGACAUUAUUUACGGGAGAGUGUAUGACAUGCAAACAUUGCAAGUCUAGUGAAAGCAAUAUGUGUCAGGUUCUUGGUUUGGAAAGAAGAGGUGUAAUGCACAGUGACCAGAAGACACGGUUUACAAUCAAGGGAAAACCUGUUUAUCAUUAUUGUGCCGUAUCCAGUUUCAGUGAGUAUACUGUCGUUCACUCUGGUUGCGCUGUGAAAGUGAGACCUGAUGCUCCUUUGGAAAAAUUGUGUCUUUUCAGUUGUGGAGUAGCUGCUGGUCUAGGUGCUGCUUGGAAAGUUGCAAAUAUAUCAAAAGAGUCAACCGUAGUGAUUUUUGGCCUUGGAACUGUCGGACUUUCUGUAGCUCUGGGUGCCAAAAUAAGAGGAGCUUCUCAAAUUAUAGGCGUUGACACAAACUCCGACAAGUUUGAGAGAGCAAGAUUAUUUGGAAUAACAGACUGUCUUAAUCCAACAGACCAUGAUGAACCUAUACAUCAGGUCAUUAAACGCAUGACUAACGGAGGAGCAGAUUAUGCAUUUGAGUGUGUGGGUGACACCAGAACUGUAACAACAGCUUUGCUGUCAUGUUGUGAUGGAUGGGGUUUGACUGUUACUCUUGGUGUGCCAAAGAUGGAUCCUGAAGUGAGAGCUCAUUAUGGAUUGCUUCUUUCAGGGAGAACAUUGAAGGGAACUCUUUUUGGAGGGUGGAAACCUAAGUCAGAACUUCCUAAAUUGAUGGACAUGUACAUAAGGAAGGAAAUCCCAUUAGAUGAAUUCAUCACACAUAAUCUUCAAUUUGUGGACAUAAACAAAGCAUUUGAUCUUAUGAACGGAGGGAAGUGCCUACGCUGUGUCAUUCACAUGCCUAAUUAGUUGAUUUGUUUCUCUGGAUUCCACGGGCAAUAAUUCUUUUCCGGCAAGUUUAGUGACGCAGUUGUUACCAACUGUUAUCAUGUUCAGACGGGGUAGUAAGAACGACAGUUCGUAGCAGUAGUAGUACGACUGUACGAGGUUUCUAAGGUAAUUAAGUAAAGCUUUGAUGUGAGUAAAUUGAAAUCCUUGGUCACUACCAAAAGGCUAAAUGUUGAGUACAACUGAAAAUUUUUACUCAAUUACAUUCUGACAUAUUGAAGUGCAGCAAUGUUUUGUAA